UGGCCUCAGUGCUCACCGAGCAUCGGUUCAAGAAAGGUGGCAAUUUUUCCCGUCAGUGCGUGGGUCUCAGUUCGAGUGUUUUUUUUUCCACCCCUAACGUUUUAGAUCCUGUGUUCUGUCUGACUGCGCCUAGCGGAGAGAAGGCCCCACAUCCGCCUACUGUGUGAAAAAUUGUGUAGGUGCAGUGCGGAAAAUUCGCGGGUGAUGAGUUAUUUUGGCAGUGCUUAUUCCGGUGGCAGAUUUGAAUAUAUAUUUUAGCGGGCGUUGAGUCUCAAGGCUUCUCGCGUGGCCGUCGGACACGUGCCCUCUUUCGUCGGCACCGGGGGAGGCCGUAGAAUUUGUGUAGACACAGGUGCAGUUCGAAGUGCAAAAUACGGUAAUUGUUUUAAGAUAAACAUUUGAGAAUGUGAGCAUUCGGGCAGUGUUGAGGCAAUAAAAAAACAAGUAAAACGGCGAUAAAGUUGUACGCUCGAGAUUGGGGCAUUGUCGCGCUCUGAUAGUAGCAAACCCUGAUGGUGAAGUUGGCCUCUAGUCUACCGCUUGGAUGGUCAUUUUUGACGCAGUAUGAUGAAGUGUUGAUGAUGAUGAUGAUGAUGAUGAUGAUGAUGAUGACGGAUAUUAUAAAGAUAAUGUGGCUGCCAACCGUCAGGAAGUGAAACCGGAAACAUCACCUGUGUAGUAAUUGUAGUAGUAAUGCGUACCGAAAAGUGUCAACAGUGGUUUGUGCUGCGGAGCAAGUGAAAUUUUGGCAGAUUAUUCUGUUUUAUUUUUUCUUUAUUUCGUCUCUGUCACCAAAACCAAACAGAAAAGCAGAGAAACCGUUUGCCCGGGAUACAGCGCGAUGGAAGUGUGUUGCUUGAAAAUGGCAUCCAGAUGCAGGCCAACAAGACCAAUCAAGGAUAUCACGCAGUUGUCGACGGCUGGUUCGUCCCAUGACUGCGGUUCCUUGUCCCGGGUAGUGAUGGUCAGGAAAACCGACCAACGUGUGAUCAACCACAAGGGCGCGAGUCGUAAGGACCCACAAUGCGAGGUCAUCACGAUGGAAACCAUUCAGACGUACAAAGGCCACAAACCGGACCGGACCGUGGUGUUCAAGGAGAAGUUUGAUCUCAGUGGAAACGAUAUGAGCAAAUCGUUGUCCACCAGCAAAUUGAUGGGAUCACCACGGCUUUCCAUCAGCCCCCUGCGAACGGUGCUCACCACGACGACCGAGUUGGAACAGGAAGGUAAAAGUGAUCGGAAUAAUAAUAGCACCAGUACGGUGUCGUUGGUUAAGGAUCUACAGACCCGUCACAAGUCGUUGGAUAGAGGAAACAAUAACAACAACGGUUACAACCAGAACAGCAACGGUUACAUUUCAACCACUCCGAAAGCAGCCAGAUUCUCCAAGAGUCAAUCGAUCAGUAGUUUACGGCACAAGUCACCGUCCCUGUCGGCAUCGCAAACUUCGUUGCGUCGUUCGUUGUUUUCGGAUUUUGAAUUGGAGUGUCUCAAAGCGCAUAACGAGUACCGGACAAAACACGGCGUGUUGCCUCUCAAGUUGAACAAGCGGCUGUGCCGAUACGCGGAGGAAUGGGCCAAAGUUAUUGCGGCACGGGGAGUUUUGGUUCACCGGAGCAAUUCCCAGUAUGGGGAAAACAUUUUCUGCUCCUGGAGUUCACCCAAUGCCAAUGUGGCUGUUCCCGGUAAGGAACCGGUCGAGAAUUGGUACAGCGAAGAGUCAACGCACGUGUAUGGCAAAGAACCGGCCACUCUCAAGACUGGACACUUCACGCAGGUCGUCUGGAAAGACAGUCGAGAAUUGGGUGUUGGGUUGGCUAGCAACAGAUCCGGUCAAGUUUUCGUUGUAGCCAAUUACGACCCACCAGGGAAUUACAUUGGCAGUUUUGCGAAGAACGUUCCGCCACCGGGUGGAUUCGAAGUACCAAAGAUAAUUAUAGAUAAGACAAAUGGCGUCGGCUCGAAAACCGGGACCCCGAAACUGGAGAAACACGUUCGGAUAGUGGAUGAAAAUGAUCCAGAUCAGUUCGACGAGUUUUCCCAAGCGAUGCUGCGACAUCAUAAUGAGUAUCGCCGCAAACACGGGGCUCCCAAUCUAGUUUUACACAAGGAACUGGUCCGGGAUGCUCAACAGUGGGCGGAAAUUCUGGCACGUGAUGACCGAUUCACCUACCGUCAGAACUCCCGCUAUGGCGAAAAUCUGUACUGUCUGUGGUCUUCCGAUCGGCAUGCCAAACCAAAUCCGAAGGACGUGUGCCAUUCGUGGUACGAGGAAGUUAAACAGUACGCCUUCAACGUCGAACCGCGGGGCAUCAUCAAGGGCGGCCAGUUUACCCAGAUGGUCUGGAAGGGUACCAAAGAGCUCGGCGUGGGAGUCGGUCAAACAAAAAGCGGCAAGGUUAUAGUCGUUUGUACGUAUUAUCCUCGGGGUAACGUUUUGGGACAAUUUUUAACAAAUGUUCAAAAGAGAGCUGCCUAGGCUAGCUUCCAGAAGUUGUUGUUGGUUUGAACACAGAACGGCAAUCCCAUUUAAUCAACAGGUCACAAGUAAAGCCUUACAUACAUACAUACAUACUUACAAAAAAAAUGAAACGAUCCUUCCUCCAAAUGAACGAUCCUCAUUAUUAUUAUGAUAUUCAUGUAUUUAGAUUUGAUACUUAACAUAAUACCACACCAAAAGCCUAAUACUUAAUCCCCAUAUUUCGGGUAGAUAGCAAUCAGAAAAAUAAGUAACCAAAGUAACCUGAGAAGAGAUGCCUUCGCCUGAAUGUUUCUCCGUUUUUCCUUACAUACACACCUUCGGCUACCCGUAGCAACAGUUACUGAUAAGCACAACGCAUAAACACAAUUCCAAAAGCCGGCACACACUGAAUUCAUUUUCCGAGAGAAUAACAAGCAAAGAGAGAAAGAGAACUAGUGAGCAUAUUUUUCUACCGACUGGCUUUUUAUACCAUUUAACGUAGCUUUUGAAAGCUUUGCUAUAAAAUCUCAUAUAUAAAAGUCACAGCGCACGGCGAGUAACGUUCGCUAAUGGUAUGCAACCUUGUAUACAAUAAUUCCGCCCAAGCUUUUGAAUAUUGGCAUAACUAGAGUACCUUUUUCCCCUCACUUCCUAUUAAUUUUUUUUACCAUAUUAAUGAGAAAUGAACAAAUUGAUAGUAUUAAACGGCACAAAGUUGGAGAGAAAGAAUCGCACAUUUAAUCAAAGAUUGUUCAAACGUUUGACUAUGCAAUAACGCGUCGGAGUGAAGGUCUAGAGUUAAGUUAAUUCAUUGCCAUAAUUUUUUGUGUCAUUCAAGUAAAUUCCACAAAUAACUUAACACAAGUUUCAAAUUAAAGUUCUUUCACGAUUCAAA
Molecule: messenger RNA, 3356 nt
Organism: Malaya genurostris
Lineage: Eukaryota; Metazoa; Arthropoda; Insecta; Diptera; Culicidae
Exons: 7
Coding region: 842-2479 (545 amino acids)
Cellular component (GO): extracellular region
Source: RefSeq, a predicted model, not a curated record